UGUUUUCGAAACGAAAAAGUAGUUAGUUGCAAAACGUCCAGGAUAGUUUGAAUGCUACAAUAUGGUGGUCUUGCGAUUCAUUUGUCUCCAGUUCGUUAUCAAACGGAUAACGCGUCUAGUCGAACGUUUAAAUCUUUAACCACCCGACGACAGCAGCACAACCUGAAAUCUUUUGGUCAAGCUUAUCAGCUGAGAAUCGUAUUUUCGUUAGCAUGAUUUCAUAAAGGCUAUGCAUCUCUGCUGAUAAACCGGGCAGAGUAGAUAUCAGCGCGCCAUGGUCAACUGAAGGCUACUGCCAUUUUGCCAAGGAUUGGAAGAAAUCUAUCGCAACGGCGUCAUUCGGAAACUAUCUUGUAUCUUUUCAGCUCCUGGCGAUUCCACAGUUAACUGUUUCUUUUUGUAUCUUCGGAAAAUGGAGGAAAUUCCUACUAAAAAAAGGAAACUAAUUUCGAUCGACAGUAAACCCGGCCGUGUACAACUAGGAGUUGGUAACUUUGGAAACGUAUUUAAAGGAAAGUUCAAAGGCCGUCCAGUCGCAGUAAAAAAAGUUUUACUGCAAAAUUGGAAUGAAGAAGAAGAAAAUACUAUGAAAGAAUUGGAUCAUCCAAACAUCGUCAAACUAUUUCAUUGCGAAAUUGACAGAGACUUCAGGUACUAUGCAUUGGAAUUGUGUAACGCUUCGUUGGAUAGGCUGUUCUUAGAUUCGGAUCACCCCGACAAAUACAAGGGACCUAUUCCACGUCAUAUUGAAGUUUUUCUUCAAUUAGCUUCAGGUCUUGAACACAUUCAUUCGCUGAAACUAAUCCAUCGUGACAUUAAACCAGGAAAUGUCCUUAUUUCGGAGGAAAUCACUGGCCAAACGAUUGAGGUAACAUUUAAAUGGGCGGAUUUUGGAUUGUCCAAAUCCGUAAAUGACAGGGGAACGUGCACGAUGAGUGCAAUAGCAGGAACCUCAAAUUAUUUUGCUCCCGAAAUAUUGAGACUUUUGAUGAAAGGCGAAGAGGGUCGAGGAGACGUGAGAAGCGACGUCUUUGCACUUGCCCUCGUCUUUGGUUGUGUUUUCUUGGACGGGGAACAUCUCUACGGUUCUAAGCAAACUAAAGAACAGAUUUUUAACAACAUUAUCGAAAAAAAUCCAAUCAAUUUGAAAAACAUUCACGGAAAAUUACGCGGCCUAUACGAGGACGAAUUACUGCAAAAAAUGUUGAAAGACGAACCUCGUGACAGGAUGACAUCGACUCAAGUCGUCUAUCAACUAAAUUCUAUCAAAACGAAGCUUACUGAAAAAGAGGAAGAAUUGCUUAAGCUAUGUUCUGGGGACCCUUACUUCGGUUUGACAGGAAAAAUAAAAGACUUAAUAGACUGCGGAAUCGACGUGAACGCAAAGGACAAACAUAAACGCAACGCGGUCCAUCUUUUGUGUCGAUACAAUUCAAGCGAACAUUUAACUGACGCAAUUCAAAUCUUGAUCCAAUCCGGAAUCGAUGUGAACGCAAAGGACGAAGAUGGAAAGAAUGCGCUCCAACUUCUGUGUCAAUACAAUUCAAGCAAACAUUUAACUGACGCAAUUCAAACGUUGAUCCAAUCCGAAAUCGAUGUGAACGCAAAGGACGAAGAUGAUAAGAAUGCGCUUCAACUUCUGUGUCAAUACAAUUCAAGCAAACAUUUAACUGACGCAAUUCAAACGUUGAUCCAAUCCGAAAUCGAUGUGAACGCAAAGGUCGAAGAUGAUGAGAAUGCGCUCCAUCUUCUGUGUCAAUACAAUUCAAGCAAACAUUUAACUGACGCAAUGCAAAUCUUGAUCAAAUCCGGAAUCGAUGUAAAUGUACCGAUGUACUGGAAGGAGAAUGCGCUCCAUCUUUUGUGUCGAUACAAUUCAAGCGAACAUUUAACUGACGCAAUUCAAAUCUUGAUCCAAUCCGGAAUCGAUGUGAACGCAAAGGACGAAGAUGGAAAGAAUGCGCUCCAACUUCUGUGUCAAUACAAUUCAAGCAAACAUUUAACUGACGCAAUGCAAAUCUUGAUCAAAUCCGGAAUCGAUGUGAACGCAAAGGACGAAGAUGGAAAGAAUGCGCUCCAUCUUCUGUGUAACUACAAUUUAAACAAACAUUUGACUGACGCAAUGCAAAUCUUGAUCAAAUCCGGAAUUGAUGUGAACGCAAAGAACAAGUAUGAAUGGAGUGCGCUCCAUCUUCUGUGUCACUACAAUUCAAGCGAACAUUUAACUGACGCAAUGCAAAUCUUGAUCAAAUCCGGAAUCGAUGUGAACGCAAAGGACGAAGAUGGAAAGAAUGCGCUCCAUAUUCUGUUUAACUACAACUUAAACAAACAUUUGACUGACGCACUGCAAAUCUUGAUCAAAUCCGGAAUCGAUGUGAACGCAACGAAUAAAUAUAGUAAUAAUGCGCUCCAUCUUCUGUGUCGAUACAAUUCAAGCGAACAUUUAACUAACGCAAUUCAAAUGUUGAUCCAAUCCGGAAUCGAUGUGAACGCAAAGGGACGAUAUGGAUGGAAUGCGCUCCAUCUUCUGUGUCUAUAUAAUUCAGGCAAACAUUUAACUGACGCAAUUCAAAUGUUGAUCCAAUCCGGAAUCGAUGUGAACUCAACGAACAACAAUAGUGAGAAUACGCUCCAUCUUCUGUGUCACUACGAAUUAAAGAAACAUUUAACUGACGUAAUUCAAAUCUUGAUCCAAUCCGGAAUCGAUGUGAAUGCAAAGGAAGAAGAUGGAAUGAAUGCGCUCCAUCUUUUGUGUCGAUACAAUUCAAGCGAACAUUUAACUGACGCAAUUCAAAUCUUGAUCCAAUCCGGAAUCGAUGUGAACGCAAAGGAAGAAGAUGGAAUGAAUGCGCUCCAUCUUUUGUGUCGAAAACAAUUCAAGCGAACAUUUAACUGACGCAAUUCAAAUGUUGAUCCAAUCCGGAAUCGAUGUGAACGCAACGAAGAACAAUAGUAAUAAUGCGCUCCAUCUUCUGUGUCAAUACAAUUCAAGCAAACAUUUAACUGACGCAAUUCAAACGUUGAUCCAAUCCGGAAUCGAUGUGAACGCAAAGGACAAUGAUGGAAUGAAUGCGCUCCAUCUUCUGUGUCAAUACAAUUCAAGCGAACAUUUAACUGACGCAAUUCAAAUCUUGAUCCAAUCCGGAAUCGACGUGAAGGCAAAGGAAGAAGAUGGAAUGAAUGCGCUCCAACUUCUGUGUCGAUAUGAUUCAAGCAAACAUUUAACUGACGCAAUUCAAAUCUUGAUCCAAUCCGGAAUCGAUGUGAACGCAACGAAGAACAAUAGUGAAAAUGCGCUCCAUCUUCUGUGUCAAUACAAUUCAAGCGAACAUUUAACUGACGCAAUUCAAAUGUUGAUCCAAUCAGGAAUCGAUGUGAACGCAACGAAGAACAAUAGUAAUAAUGCGCUCCAUCUUCUGUGUCAAUACAAUUCAAGCAAACAUUUAACUGACGCAAUUCAAAUCUUGAUCCAAUCCGGAAUCGAUGUGAACGCAAAGGACGAAGAUGGAAUGAAUGCGCUCCAUCUUCUGUGUCAAUACAAUUCAAGCGAACAUUUAACUGACGCAAUUCAAAUCUUGAUCCAAUCCGGAAUCGAUGUGAACGCAACGAAGAACAAUAGUGAAAAUGCGAUGCGCUCCAUCUUCUGUGUCAAUACAAUUCAAGCAAACAUUUAACUGGAGCGAUUCAAAUGUUGAUCCAAUCCGGAAUCGACGUGAAGGCAAAGGAAGAAGAUGGAAUGAAUGCGCUCCAUCUUCUGUGUCGAUACAAUUCAAGCGUAAAUUUAACUGACGCAAUGCAAAUGUUGAUCCAAUCCGGAAUCGAUGUGAACGCAAAGUCUCAAGGAUGGAUGAAUGCGCUCCAUCUUCUGUGUCAAUACAAUUCAAGCAAACAUUUAACUGAAGCGAUUCAAAUGUUGAUCAAAUCCGGAAUCGAUGUGAACGCAACGAAGAACAAUAGUGAAAAUGCGCUCCAUCUUCUGUGUCAAUACAAUUCAAGCGAACAUUUAACUGACGCAAUUCAAAUGUUGAUCCAAUCAGGAAUCGAUGUGAACGCAACGAAGAACAAUAGUAAUAAUGCGCUCCAUCUUCUGUGUCAAUACAAUUCAAGCAAACAUUUAACUGACGCAAUUCAAACGUUGAUCCAAUCCGGAAUCGAUGUGAACGCAAAGGACAAUGAUGGAAUGAAUGCGCUCCAUCUUCUGUGUCAAUACAAUUCAAGCGAACAUUUAACUGACGCAAUUCAAAUCUUGAUCCAAUCCGGAAUCGAUGUGAACGCAACGAAGAACAAUAGUGAAAAUGCGCUCCAUCUUCUGUGUCAAUACAAUUCAAGCAAACAUUUAACUGGAGCGAUUCAAAUGUUGAUCCAAUCCGGAAUCGACGUGAAGGCAAAGGAAGAAGAUGGAAUGAAUGCGCUCCAACUUCUGUGUCGAUACAAUUCAAGCGUAAAUUUAACUGACGCAAUUCAAAUCUUGAUCCAAUCCGGAAUCGACGUGAACGCAAAAAACGAAGAUGGAAUGAAUGCGCUCCAUCUUCUGUGUCAAUACAAUUCAAGCAAACAUUUAACUGAAGCGAUUCAAAUGUUGAUCAAAUCCGGAAUCGAUGUGAACGCAACGAAGAACAAUAGUGAAAAUGCGCUCCAUCUUAUGUGUCAAUACAAUUCAAGCAUACAUUUAACUUACGCAAUUCAAAUCUUGAUCCAAUCCGGAAUCGACGUGAACGCAAAGGGCAUGGACGGAAAGACUGUGCUUGAAGAUUUGUUGCGGAAUCAUUUUAGAAAAAAAUCUAAGACACGCUUAGCCGCAAUUAAAAUCUUAGAGGAUGCAACUGGCACACCUACUAAACGGAAAAAUGAAUCACCACCUUCACAGGGAAAGAGAAGAAAAGCAGUGGCAAACUUAUCCUGAACUCUUUUCGAAUAAAGCAUAUACAUCGAGACAUUUCUUGUUGUCGUUUGAUUGGUUAUUUAAUCGCUGGAACAGGAUUGGAAGACUUCUUUUUGCCAUCUGUUUUAUACGAUUGGUAUCGCUUAAUGUUUCCGUUAUCUGUAAACUCCGUGUUAAUUUAUCCUUGUUGGUAAUAUCAAAUAUUUGUUGAAUGUCAUCCUUUGCAUUUACAUUUCCCAGGAUGUACAACGUGGAGCUGGGUCUCUUCUAGUCCUCUACUAAUCCUCUUUUAUUUAUUUAUCCUUCGUGAGUUGCAAAUGCGCAAGGGACAACUUUGACUGCCAUUCAUCGAGGCAGUAGUUAACCACAUCGAGAGCAAACGAAGUGAAAUCAUGUUCUCACAGGGAAUCGUUUCUCGGUGCAACAAAACACAUAACGUUCGGUAUAUGAAUGAUUCCGUUCGAAAAUAAUGACAAACUCACCCGAAAUAAUUUAACACAUCACUGCUAGAUAACGAGGCGAACCCGACUGCAAAAAUCUUUAAACGGACCGACACCAACAGGUGGGCUUCACUUCUUUCGUAUUCUUUACCAUUUCUUUCUGGACAUUUAAGAGUUGUUUGUUUACCUUGCCAUUCCCCAUCGGAAACUACUCUGCCAUGGUCUCUUACUCUUACUUAAGUUUGCCUUACUAUUCCUCCGAAAAUUUUAUUGCAAUCAUUCA
Molecule: messenger RNA, 5605 nt
Organism: Daphnia carinata
Lineage: Eukaryota; Metazoa; Arthropoda; Branchiopoda; Diplostraca; Daphniidae
Product: putative ankyrin repeat protein RF_0381
Exons: 4
Coding region: 413-2896 (827 amino acids)
Biological process (GO): IRE1-mediated unfolded protein response; protein phosphorylation; intrinsic apoptotic signaling pathway in response to endoplasmic reticulum stress
Cellular component (GO): IRE1-TRAF2-ASK1 complex
Molecular function (GO): ATP binding; protein serine/threonine kinase activity; RNA endonuclease activity
Source: RefSeq, a predicted model, not a curated record